This is a messenger RNA of Strongylus vulgaris, 678 nucleotides long. Lineage: Eukaryota; Metazoa; Nematoda; Chromadorea; Rhabditida; Strongylidae. The record is from the annotation of a GenBank genome assembly.
AUGAAGGGUAGAUUGUGCGGAGACCGACAUAACGCAACCCUCAGCAGUCGCGAUCGAUUGGACGCUGAGUGUGGUUGCGUCCUUGGGCCCGCCUGGCCUCUUCCGGAUAUUAUGAUCAGUGAAGGCGCGUAUAUCGAGCUGAUGAAAAAUUGCUCAAAAUGGAACGAACGCGCUUGCAAUGAAAGGAAAGCUAGACUUCGCUAUCCAUUUUUUGACCAACAAACUGGUACAGCCCAUCGUUUCAAUCCUGUCUUCUACCGGCUCCCAUCCCAACGUUGUAAUGCCACUGAUGCCCACACCAUCGUGCAAUAUGUAACCCAACGUUGGCGACGUCGCCAAUCUGCAAACUCUUCAGAUGCAAUCGAAAUGAAGAUGUUUCUUCGUGAUAAUCCUGCUCUUGAUGCCGCUUUAAACACAACUGCAGCUUCUGCUCAAGCUGAUGCAAUCGAUACAAAUUUCGAUUAUGCGCAAGCGAAGGGGACACCGAAGGGCCUUUUUGAUUACAACGAGGAGGGUGAUGACGACGCUUCCAAUGACGACGGCGGAAGUGACGAGGACGAUUGGGGAUCUAAACGGAAGAGUCGUAAAGCGCCAGGCGGUUCAUCUAGUGGCGGGGGAAGCACAAAGAAUAAGAAGAAGGCGAGUGACUCGGGAAGAGCAGGGCGAUCAGGUGCCGCG